CACAAUCUUUUCGGAGUGAGAGGAAGAACAAAACAACUCAUCCCUGCUCCCAUCAUGAACUAGUGCUUACAGGAUGGAUUCAGCAGGCAUUUGUAAUGCUAACAUCUCUUCAGCAAAAUGACGACUAAGCUAAAAAGCUCAGUUAAAAAUUGAGAGUCGCCAACUGCCACAAUGAAAACUUUGGUUUUACUGACAACUUGGUUGCUCUUUAUGUCUUCUUCUCUAUGCCAGAAAGAAAGUAACCACACAGUCCCUAAAACUUUCCACAGCACUGUACAAGAUGGAUAUGAGAAAAUACCACCUUCCUGCAUAGAAGAAGUGAAAAAGACCAUUCAGAACAAAGACAAUAAGUGCACCUCAGUGAACUCCAACAUCUCAACUCUGAAAAUAACCAAUGUCACAAAGGAAUACUUCACCAGCUCCCUGAGCACCAAGCUAAUACCAGCUAUAUAUAUAGCUGUUGUUUUAAUAGGAGUGCCAUCAAAUGCCAUCACUCUAUGGAUGUUGUUUUUCAAAAUAAGAUCUGUCCGUACUGCUAUAUUUUACACGAACUUGGCCAUUUCAGAUUUCCUAUUCUGUAUCAUGCUGCCAUUCAGAAUCACAUACCACCUCAAUGGCAAUAACUGGUUAUUUGGAGAAGCCAUGUGCCGGAUCAUGACUGCCAUCUUCUACGGCAACAUGUAUUGCUCUACUCUACUUCUCACUUGCAUCAGCCUUAGCCGUUACGUGGCCAUUGUCCAUCCAUUUACUUACAGAAAUCUGCCUAAGCAACUCUUAUCCACAUUCACCUGUGGGACAGUAUGGACACUCGUUUUCUUAUACAUGAUACCUUUGAUCAAAACAAAACAAAGCUAUACUCUGGAGAAACUAAAUAUCACUACCUGCCAUGAUGUGUCUAACAACUGUGAAACCUGGGCACAUCUCCAACACUAUUACUUCAUUUUUCUAGCAGUAGGUGGAUUCCUGAUUCCUCUUUGCAUUGUUAUUUUUUGUUAUGUUUCAAUUAUUCGGACACUCAAAGCUUACAAUCUGAAGUGGUUCUGGUACAUCAAAAUCAGUCUCCUCAUCCUUAGCAUUUUUGCUGUGUGCUUCACUCCCAGCAAUAUCCUAUUGAUUGCUCAUCAUAUCAAUUACCACUAUAAUUCUAAAGACAGUUUGUAUGGCUUUUAUCUUAUUGCUUUAAGUCUCAGUAGUCUGAACAGUUGUCUUGAUCCAUUCCUUUACUUCCUGAUGUCCAAAAUUAACAGCAACAACAAUGUAGUUUGUCUCCCCACAAUUAAAACAAUCCGGAGAGGACAAACAUGACACCAUUCACCUUUCUGAUAUAUGACACAAUUGUACAUAUGUAAUGUAUUAUAAGAUACAGUAUUUAAGAUUUCUAUUUUUAUAACAAACAAUAAAAUUCAAAUAAUAUGAAA
Anolis carolinensis (green anole) is the source of this 1418-nucleotide messenger RNA. RefSeq names its product coagulation factor II thrombin receptor like 2 (gene f2rl2). Gene Ontology annotation, cellular component: plasma membrane. The record is from RefSeq and is a predicted model, not a curated record. Gene Ontology annotation, biological process: positive regulation of Rho protein signal transduction; phospholipase C-activating G protein-coupled receptor signaling pathway; thrombin-activated receptor signaling pathway. Bases 172 to 1305 code for a protein of 377 amino acids. Gene Ontology annotation, molecular function: thrombin-activated receptor activity. NCBI's taxonomy places the organism in Eukaryota, Metazoa, Chordata, Lepidosauria, Squamata, Anolidae. The transcript has 2 exons.